AUAUUUUAUAAUUUUUUUUCUUAUAUUAUAUCGAUUUAAUGAUUAGUUAUUUUAAAUAUAUCUCUUAUCAUGUAGUUUUAAAUACUUCUAUAUUAAAAUAUAUAAAUUCUAAUAAAUUUGAAUUUUUUUCUUUAAAAUAAAAAUGAUAAACACAAAAAUCUUUAUUUCACCAAAAUAAAGAAAAGCAUGUAGAAUGACUAUGGAUAUGUUAAUUUGUUUUUGUGAUUGAAAAGCCUUUCAACAAUCUUUUUAAAUAAAAUACUUAAUAUUAUACAAGAAAUUACAUAGACAAAUUGAAAAAAAAAAAAGAAAAUUUGGAUCAACAGAAAUGCACAAACUAAACUACAUAGAGAUAAGCAGAAGAGACAACCACAAUGACAAGAGAUGAGACCAAGACUUUGAAUCAGAGAUGACCUACCCUCAUAAGCAUUAAUGCGCUACCAUCGGAGACCACCAGAGGAACCCAAAGCAGGAACAUAGAAACCAGAGACCCACGAACCUCCGGCCCCAAUACCACACAGAAAUAUAUACACCUCCUCAACAGCCAACAGCCACACUGUGAAGAAUGACGAUCUAUAGAAGACGUGUAAGUGUUAUUGGGAGGCAUUACUAUAUAAUACUAUACUAAUACGAAUCAGUGAGUCUGAAGAAAGAUUAGAAAAUUGUAGCCUUUGUGACAGCCUUGAGUGUCGUUGUUUGGUGAUUCAGUAAUAAAGCUAAAAAUAAUAAUACAAUAAAACAUUAACAAAGACUUGCUAUUUUGUUUAUGAGAGCAUAUAAACAAAGACCUGCUCUUCAUCUUCAUAUUCAUCUCCCACAGAUCCUAACUCUUCGCAUUAUUGCUCUUUCCUAUAGCGUAUCUAAUCAUGGUAGAUUGGUCUUUACUCCCUAAAGACUUGCUGGAACUAAUCAACGGUCGUUUUGAGACAUGUUUUGAGGCUGUUCAUCUCCGCUCUGUCUGCAGCCUGUGGGUUCGGCCGUACCUCGGCCGAGUUAUAAACACGGAUUUGGCGUUGACUACCUUCUCCCCAUUUUCAGUGGCAACCCUUGGUUUAAAGGCGAUAAGCAUUGCAUACUUAAAAAAAAAUCCAAAAUUUCUCUUCAGAUACCAGACUCCCUUUGAUGCUGAUUGUUUGAUUGUAGGGAUCAGCCAAAGUACCUCCGACAAACAUAAGUCGGUGUGGUCGUUACCAGGUUUUGGUUUCACAUCUGAAUAUGGAAAGGUGCUCAACACUCUUAGCUCCCAAAUCAUCCCUUUGGGUCAUAACUACAUGAUAAACUUCAAUGCUAUAACAACGAUGCGCUAUAGAACAAUGCGUCGGAAUUUUUUAGAAAAAGUUGCGUUUCUUCCACUUGAUAGUGAAGAUGGUGGAGAUUUCACAUUGGUAGCCGGAGUGUUGAUACUUUAAUGAUGUAUAGAAGCCGUGAAGAGAGGUGGAUUAAAAUCGAGGGUCAGUUUAGAUCAUGACCCUGUUCGUUUGCUCACCCAGACGAAUCAUCUGGGUGAAUUUGCAAAUCGAUGUUCUUUUUGUGCAUUAUAAUGCUACAUCCAGAUGGAUCAACCAACUGAAUUUUUAAAAA
Brassica napus (rape) is the source of this 1581-nucleotide messenger RNA. Its product is annotated as F-box protein At2g16300. The transcript is spliced from 2 exons. NCBI's taxonomy places the organism in Eukaryota, Viridiplantae, Streptophyta, Magnoliopsida, Brassicales, Brassicaceae. The coding region runs from base 867 to 1409 and encodes 180 amino acids. The record is from RefSeq and is a predicted model, not a curated record.